This is a messenger RNA of Nelumbo nucifera (sacred lotus), 2452 nucleotides long. Its product is annotated as Tetratricopeptide repeat (TPR)-like superfamily protein. Gene Ontology annotation, molecular function: protein binding; RNA binding. Lineage: Eukaryota; Viridiplantae; Streptophyta; Magnoliopsida; Proteales; Nelumbonaceae. Gene Ontology annotation, biological process: RNA modification. The record is from RefSeq and is a predicted model, not a curated record.
GGGAAUUUUCCCUAUUAUUAAUCCUUGUUUUAGCUUCUAUGGAAUGGAGGUGCUAAACUUACCUCUUUGGCUUAGCGCUCGCAAUCGUCACACCACCACCGCUGCAGCCACGAGCCACCUAUGCGUAGCGUCACCAAGUCGGUUAACGAACUAAUCAAUCGUCUCUCAACGGCAGGAGCUUACCAAGAUGUCCUCCUCACCUUCUUCUCUAUGCUCAAAGACAACGUUACUCCCGACGCUUACACAUUCCCCUGUUUGCUCAAAGCUUGCACUUCUCUGGGCUUAUCUUCCCAUGGCCUUUCAAUCCAUCAUCGCAUCAUCGUUUAUGGGUACUCGUCUGAUGCCUACAUUGCCUCCUCUCUCGUCCACAUGUAUUCUAAAUUUGGAGACAUUCACCUCGCGCGUAAGGUUUUCGACACGAUGCAUGAAAGAAAUGUUGUUCCUUGGACAGCCAUUAUCGGCUGUUAUUCACGUAUGGGUCACGUUGAUUUGGCUUUCUCUAUGUAUAAUCAGAUGCGAGAAGAAUAUAUUCAACCCAAUUCGGUUACCAUGUUGGGCUUGCUCUCUGGUGUUUCACAGCUCGCCCAUUUGCAAUGUCUGCAUGCUUCCGUAAUUCGAUGUGGUAUUGUGUCUGAUAUUGUAGUUUUGAAUUCUUUGUUGAAUGUGUAUGCUAGAUGUGGAACGGUAGAUAAUGCUCGGCAUCUGUUCGAAUUGAUGGAUCACAAGGACAUUGUUUCAUGGAAUUCUCUCAUUGCCGGUUACUCCCAGAAUGAUAACUUGAACGAAUCUUUGGAGCUUUUGAAUAGAAUGAAGAUUGAGGGAAUAUCACCCGACGAGCAGACUUUUGGGUCUGUGGUGUCUGUUGUUGCAAAUGACAGUGCACUUAAAUUGGGCAAGUUGGUCCAUGGACAGAUUGUCAAGACUGGGUUUGAAUCGGAUGCACACAUAGAGACAACCCUUGUUGUCAUGUAUUUAAAAUGCGGAAAAUCUGAAGAUUCGUUUCAGAUAUUUAAUCAGAUUGCGAGUAAGGAUGUCAUUUCGUGGACAGCGAUGAUUUCAGGUCUUGUGCAGAAUGAUCGAUCGGAUGAGGCACUUCAUGUCUUCCAAUGGAUGUUACAGUCAAUGGUAAUGCCUUGUACUGCAACCAUAGCUAGUGUCCUUGCAGCUUGCGCACAACUUGGUUCAUUUGCUCAUGGAAUCUCCAUUCAUGGCUACAUCAUAAGACAGAGAAUGCAACUAGACAUAGCCGUCCAGAAUUCACUUCUCACCAUGUAUGCCAAGUGUGGUAGGGUGAAGCAAAGCCAGGUUGUGUUUGACGGAAUGUGCAAUAGAGAUGUGGUUUCGUGGAAUGCCAUAGUCUCUGGUUAUGCUCAGAAUGGUCAUUUAGACAAGGCCAUGCUCCUCUUUAAUGAAAUGAGAAUGGCCCACCAAAGACCCGAUUCCAUUACAGUUGUAUCCCUUCUACAAGCCUGUGCUUCCCUCGGGGCACUUCAUCAAGGGAAGUGGAUCCACACUUUUGUGAUAAGAAAUAAUAUUGGGCCUUCCAUCUCAGUUGACACUGCUCUGAUCGACAUGUACUCAAAAUGUGGGGACAUAAGGAUUGCAGAGAUGUGCUUUAACAGGAUAGUAAAGCAUGAUGUGGUGUCAUGGAGCACAAUAAUCGCAGGAUUUGGUGCUCAUGGCAAGGGGGAGAUUGCUUUGAACAUGUACGCAAAAUUUCUCAGCACGGGAAUUGAGCCAAAUCCCGUCACAUUCCUCUCUGUGCUCUCCGCAUGUAGUCAUGCAGGACUUGUUGCCCAGGGGUUGCACAUUUUCCAGUCUAUGAUAAAAGAUUUUGGGGUUGAGCCAAAACUUGAGCAUUGUGCCUGCAUUGUUGAUCUCCUUGGCCGAGCUGGGCAACUAGAAGAGGCAUACAACUUCAUCAAAAAGAUGUUCGUGCUGCCUCCUAUUGAUGUUCUUGGUAUACUCCUUGAUGCUUGUCGCUUGCAUAGAAAUACAGAUCUUGGAGAUAUUGUCGCCAGAGAAAUCCUCAUGUUGAAGCCUAAUAAUGCUAGCAAUUAUGUCCAAUUAGCACAUAGUUAUGCUUCAAUUAAACGAUGGGAUGGAGUGGGAGAAAUAUGGAUGAAGAUGAGAUCGUUGGGCUUGAAAAAGGUGCCUGGUUGGAGCUCAAUUGAACUACAUGGUACCAUCACAACGUUCUUUGUACAUCACAGUUCACAUUCCAAGCAUGAAGAUAUGAUGUUGACGUUGAAUAUGUUGACUACAGAAAUAAGAGACAUGAGAAAACCUUUAACCUAACUGCUAGUUAUUAUCAGAAAAUAGCCUUGGAAACUGAAAAGCAACAUAUAACCCAAAUAUCUUUGAAAAGAUAACCAUUUUGAUCCUUGAGAUGGAAUGGAACCGGAAGGAAUACAUGCUGGACUUCGACCAUGAGAACAAGGCCUAGAAUCAA